AUGGCACCACCCCUUUACUCAAGCUAUCGUACUCGUGAACGGUUAUUCCAGCAACACAACUUGUCGGCUCCUUAUCCCAAUGGCAAGCACGCCAAAUACCUGUGGAUGGCCAAUCAUGGAACUCAACAGGGUUGGGGCAACUACAUGCAGGAAAUGGUUUUGAACGCAUAUUUGGCAUAUGCUUCAGGAAGAGCAUAUGUAUUUGACAACUUUACUUGGGAGGAAGGCGGUCCUGAAAUCGCUGACUGGAACGGCCACGCAAUUCCCGCCCGCAUUCCGCUGUCGGCUUUCAUAUCUGGCCCAAUCAUAGGGGGCCCAAUGCCUCCCAUGUCGAAGGAUAUCAUUCCUCGCGCUGUUUCUCGCGAAUGGUACCACAAGGUCUGCCCAGAGCCGGACCGCGUCGUUAUUGACACUCGAAAAAUUCAAAACUCAUUCCUGACAUUGCCAUCCGCCCUGCAAAUAGUAGAGCGCUGGGUAGACGAACUGCGAAAAAUUCAAUCACCUUGCGUGGAACUUGCGCGGUCAAGUCCAUGGUUGUUUGGAUGGGACCUGACGAAUACAGAACGUGUACUCGAUAUCUUCCCCGAUCUCUCCUCUUCACCUAUCCUCACUCAUUUCGACUGGUCCCCGUUGAUCCACGGUCAAUUCCUUAUCAACUCACACCAUUUCAUUCCAAGCAACCUGCGUUCACCCGAUUUGUAUGACAUUCGCACCCCCAUACCCGGCUUACUUGUGCUGCAUGUGCGUCGUGGCGACUAUGAGGGGUGGUGUUCCUACAUCGCAAUGUCCUGGGGCCUUGUCUACAACGGCUUCAACCGCUUUCCGCAAUUUCCAGACAAAUCGCCAGCGCCGCACGACCCCGAAGGGCUCCACCAUUGCCUACCCUCUAUCCCGGACAUGGUCGCCAAAGUCCAGAGCGUUGUCAACGACACCGGCUACCCACUCACCAAAGUCUUCAUUAUGACCAACGCGAAGGCGCCAUGGCUCACCGACCUCGUCAACGCGAUCGCGAAAAUACACGUAUGGCCGGACGGGAUCAGCACGAGCCGGGACCUGGCGCUGUCGUGGGACGGCCGGUUUGUCUCGCAGGCAGUUGAUAUGCUGGCCGCGCAGCGGGCGGAAGUGUUCAUUGGGAAUGGCUGGUCGAGCUUGACUUCGAAUAUUGCCAUGCUGAGGAUGACCAACUCCAACUUGGACCCACGGAAUACCCGCUUCUGGUAG
Mycena indigotica is the source of this 1221-nucleotide messenger RNA. RefSeq lists its product as uncharacterized. The coding region runs from base 1 to 1221 and encodes 406 amino acids. The transcript has 6 exons. NCBI's taxonomy places the organism in Eukaryota, Fungi, Basidiomycota, Agaricomycetes, Agaricales, Mycenaceae. The record is from RefSeq and is a predicted model, not a curated record.